AGUUUGAACAAAAUUGGAUCCAAUGUAUGUGAGGAUGCUGCAAAGUUCCACCUGUCAUGUAUACAUCGUUAGAUAAGAUAGGAGUAUAUACUAGUUUUGUUUUGUUAUUUGACUCUGUUUCGUGGGUGCUUCCAGUUUGGUUGUGAGAAAGUAAAGGUUCUUUUGGAACAAAGACUUUUAAAAGGGAGGAAGAUCACACCCUCCUCGCCUUCUCCAACUUGGGAACUCAUAGAAGAUGGACUCAAACUCAUCGUCAACAAAUUCUGAUAGUUUUACUUCGAGAUCUUGGCUCUUGAGACCGUUACGUGCCCUGUGUGGCUGUCAGUCAUUUUCCGAUGUGAGCAUGCUGGACCAAAAAGGUGCAACGUCUAGUUCUUCCCAGCAUUCUGAUAGCAUUCAAAGCUAUAGAUAUAGAUAUGAUGUGUUUAUCAGUUUCAGAGGUUCCGACACGCGCAACACCUUCGUUGAUCAUCUCUACUCUCAUCUCGUCAGAAAAGGUAUUUUCGUCUUCAAGGAUGAUAAACAACUUCAGAAAGGGGAAUCCAUUUCACCUCAACUUCUACAGGCAAUUCAACAUUCACGGGUUUCUAUUGUUGUCUUUUCGAAAGAUUAUGCUUCAUCAACUUGGUGUUUAGAUGAAAUGGUUGCCAUUGCUGAUUGCCGUGCUAAAUUUAAACAAAUUGUGUUUCCUGUUUUCUAUGAUGUUGAUCCAUCUCAUGUGCGAAAGCAAAAUGAAGUUUAUGAGAGUGCUUUUGUUUUACACGCUGAGAAAUUCAAAGAUGAUCCAGACAAGGUUGAUGGGUGGAAGAGAGCUAUGACUCGUUUCGCUGGAUUGACAGGUUGGGAUGUCAGGAAUAAGCAAGAAGUUGAAGAGAUUGAAAAUAUCGUCCAGACUGUAAUAGAAAAGUUGGGUCAUAAAUUCUCAGGGUAUGCUGAUGACCUUAUCGGAAUACAGCCUCAAGUAAAAGCAUUAGAAAAACUUUUAAAACUAAGCUCACAUAAUGACCGUUGUCUAGUUUUAGGAAUAUGGGGGAUGGAUGGCAUAGGAAAGACAACUCUUGCAACUGUCUUGUAUGACACAAUCUCACAUCACUACCAAUAUGGUGCUUGUUGUUUUAUCCACAAUGUUAGCGCAAUUUAUAAAGAGGGUGGUGCUGUUGCUGUUCAGAAACAAAUUCUUCAUCAAACUAUGAAAGAAAAAAAUCUGGAUGCAUACAGUCCCUCUGAAAUAUCUGGAAUUAUAACAAAGAGGCUAUUUAACAUGAAGCUCCUUUUAGUUCUUGAUGAUGUUGAUCAAAUUGGGCAGCUACAAGAAUUGCACAUAAAGACCGAAUUGCUUUGUCCUGGAAGUAGAAUAAUCAUAACAACUAGAGAUGUGCAUAUUCUUAAAUUGUUUGGAGCGCAUAAAAUUCAUAAGGUCAAUUUGAUGAAUGACAGUGAUGCUCAGGAACUUCUAUGUAGAAAAGCUUUUAAAAGUGAUAAUUCAAGCAACAACUAUGCAGAACUCAUUCCUAAGGUGUUAAAAUAUGCUCAAGGUCUUCCGUUAGCAAUUAGAGUAAUGGGUUCUUUCUUGUAUACUAGAAAUACCACCCAAUGGAGAGCGAUCUUGAACGGAUUGGAGAAUAAUUCAGAUUUUAGUGGAAUUAUGAAAGUGCUACGGUCAAGUUUUGAGGGACUAGAGCUAAGAGAGAGAGAAAUAUUUUUGCACGUUGCUUGCUACUUUGAAGGGGAGAGGGUGGAAUAUGUAGGGCGAAUUCUAGAUGCUUGUGGAUUGCAGCCUGAUAUUGGAAUUUCGCUUAUUGUUGAAAAAUCAUUCAUAACCCUUAGAAAUCAGGAAAUUCAUAUGCAUAAAAUGUUGCAAGAGUUGGGGAAGCAAAUUGUUCGGGAACAACAUCCUGAUGAGCCGAGAUUAUGGAGUAGAUUGUGGCUUUAUUGUGAUCUCCAUGAUGCGAUUAGAAAACCGGAAUCAAUAGAAGCUAAAGCCAUAAUUCUAAAUCAAAGGGAGGAUGUCAGCAAAUUCAUACAGUUGAGGGAUGAAGAAUUAACAAAAAUGAAGAACUUGAAAGUGCUCAUAUUGUAUCAUUCAAAUUUUUCAACAAGCCCAAAAUUUCUUUCUGAUUCCCUAUGCUAUCUUUUGUGGAAUGGUUACCCUUUCAUGUCUUUGCCAUCAAAUUUUCAACCAUACAAUCUUGUAGAAUUGAAUAUGCCUGAUAGCAACAUGGAACAACUAUGGAUAGGCAUUCAGCAUCUCCCCAAAUUGGAAAGGAUAGAUCUCAGUAACUCCAAAAAUCUGAAGGUGACUCCAUGCUUUGAAGGGAUGGAAAAACUUGAGCGGCUAGAUCUUACAGGAUGCAUAAAUUUGUUGGAGGUGCAUCCAUCAAUUGGACUUCUUACAGAACUUGUAUUCUUGAGUUUGCAAAACUGUACUAGUCUAGUCACUCUUGAUUUUGGCAAUGCACAAAGACUAAGGUCUUUGAGAGUUCUUCGUCUCGCUGGUUGUACAAAACUUGAAAACGCUCCAAAUUUCAGUGGAACAUUAAUUCUUCAGUACCUUGAUAUGGAUCGAUGCACAAGUUUAUCCACAGUUCAUAAAUCUGUUGGGGCUCUUGCAAACCUUAAAUUCUUAAGUUUGAGAGACUGCACAAAUCUUGCUGAAUUGUUUAUCAACUUUAAUAUAAUGACAUCUCUUGCAACUCUAGAUCUUCAUGGAUGCUCUAAAUUAAUUGGGUUGUCAUUGAGUCAGAAUUCCACUUAUUCUCUGCGAUCUUUGGUUUUUCUAGACUUAAGUUAUUCCAAUAUUUCUCUAGUACCUAAUGCUAUUGGAGAAUUAAGAUGUUUAGAAAGACUAAAUCUUCAGGGAAAUAACUUUACCGAAUUACCCUCCACCCUCAAUAGACUUUACAAUCUAUCAUAUUUAAACUUGUCACAUUGUCAUAAGCUUCAAAGUUUGCCUUAUCUCCCAAUAGAAAGUGGUCCAUCAGAUUCAGUGGGAAGAUAUUUUAAAACAACAUCUGGAUCCCGUAAUCAUAGAUCAGGAUUAUAUGUGUUUGACUCUCCCAAUUGGUCGAAGUACGCUUGGAAGUUCGACUUUCGCAUCACUAAUUGGAUACGAAGAUUACUUAAGGAACCUCUUCACUUUCGUUGUGGCUUUGACUUUGUUAUUCCUCGGUAUGAGCAUCCCGGUUAUUCUGAUGGAGAUGAGCUCAUUUCAAAGAUUUUCGGCAAUCAGUGGUUUGAAGGGGGUUCAAUAGUAAGGAUAAAUGACCCUGUUAUUGACGUCGACUGGCUUGGCUUUCUCUUUUGUGUAAAAUUUGAGUUAAAUAAUCAUCCUGAACAAUCUAGUUCUUCACAUCAAUCGCUCUCUUCGUCACUGCCACAUCCUUUUUAUCUUUCUUUUGAGAGUGAAUACAUAGAAGAACGCUUUGAUAUGUCACUUAAUUUGGAAUCAAAAAAGGUUGAUGGCUUAAACUAUGUUUGGAUGAUCUAUAUAUCUCGGGAACACUGCCAUUUUGUGAAAACAGGAGCACACAUCACAUUUAAAGCCCAUCAAGGUUUGAUUAUCAAGGAAUGGGGGUUGCGUCUCAUAACCAAGAAAGACACACAGGGCUCAAUGAUGGAAAUGAGUGUACCAGUACAUCUUCCUUUAAAGAAUGUGAAAGUAAAACAAAGAAGCGGAAGCAGUAGUUUUGAGCCCAAAAUCCAACUUCCUUACAAUUGGUUUGUUUCUGACAAAGAUGAAGCUGAGAGGGAUGAAGCCAAGGGAAAAGAAACUCAUCUCUUUAAUCUUGGCCUUUUAAACGAAAGUUCACAAUGAAAAUAACACUAUAUAUUUCUCCCAGUCCUGAGGGGAUGCUAUUUGUAUGCAGAUAUGAUUCUGAUCUUUGCUUUGGUAGCUAUGACCUCUCCACUAGCUUAAUCUAUAUGGACUCAAGUUUGUGGAACCGUAUGUACUACACAGACAAAAACAACUGGGUGCUGCGAGUUGGGAACUUGAAGUGUUUUAAAUUUUAAUAUAAAUAUGACUUUUUGUGUGUUUUGGCUACAAUGUUUACAGUUUUUUUAUACUGAGAGUGUUCCUAAUAAUUAUAAGCUUUGUGAAUUUUGUCAGACUUCACUUGUCCCAUACUUUGUGGUUGGUACGAUAAUUUAUUUAUGUUUUUAUAUGUUAAUUUGAAAUUGAAAGAUGGAAUAGAAUCACUUUCCUUAUGGUUA
Molecule: messenger RNA, 4212 nt
Organism: Trifolium pratense (red clover)
Lineage: Eukaryota; Viridiplantae; Streptophyta; Magnoliopsida; Fabales; Fabaceae
Product: disease resistance protein RUN1-like
Exons: 7
Coding region: 236-3814 (1192 amino acids)
Biological process (GO): defense response; signal transduction
Molecular function (GO): ADP binding
Source: RefSeq, a predicted model, not a curated record